Messenger RNA from Oryzias latipes (Japanese medaka), 1468 nucleotides. RefSeq names its product CCAAT enhancer binding protein gamma (gene cebpg). The record is from RefSeq and is a predicted model, not a curated record. Gene Ontology annotation, biological process: DNA-templated transcription; regulation of transcription by RNA polymerase II. NCBI's taxonomy places the organism in Eukaryota, Metazoa, Chordata, Actinopteri, Beloniformes, Adrianichthyidae. Gene Ontology annotation, molecular function: RNA polymerase II cis-regulatory region sequence-specific DNA binding; DNA-binding transcription factor activity, RNA polymerase II-specific.
UUCGCUGACAUUGCCGAACAUGGUAAGAGAUUUCGCAAUCCGCUCCUCUCCAUGUUCCAAACAAAAACAGUCGGAGCUCAGACCGACGGAAUAAACUCCAACUUUGCCCCACAACCAUAACCGAUUCCUCGGAUGGUCGGCUCGACCAACGCCCAGUGAAGGCUCGCUGCAGCUGGACCGCCCCGCCCCGCCCUGCCGCGCUCCGCCCCCAGAGCCGUCUCUCCACCUGAGGAGAUCAACUUAACAGCUGCGGAGGAUCCAAAUGAGCCGGCCGUCACAGCCGAAACACACCACAGCUGACCACAACGGCGUAAGCGUCAUCCAGAGCCAGACCCACGCCUCCUCCGCCCUGCCGGCCGCCGCCGGCGGACUGCAGCAGGUCCCACAGCUCAUCCCAGCCAACCCUUCCGGCGCGGGCGGCAAGGCCCUCCCCCCAAGCAAGAUGAAGAAGCCCCCGGCAGACAAGGACAGCGAGGAGUACAGGCAGCGGCGCGAGCGCAACAACUUGGCGGUGAAGAAGAGCCGCAUGCGCAGCAAGCAGAAGGCGCUGGACACGCAGCAGCGCGUCAACGAGCUGAAGGAGGAGAACGAGCGGCUGGAGGCCAAGAUCAAGCUGCUCAGCAAGGAGCUGAGCGUGCUCAAAGACCUCUUCCUGGAGCACGCCCACAACCUGGCCGACAACGUGCAGCCGCCCGCCGGCACCGGCGGCUCCAGCCCCGCCCCCAACAGCACUUCUGCCAACGGCCAAUGAGAGGCGGAGCUUCAGGGACAUCAGGAAAAAAGCCUCGUCUCCAGGGCAACAAUGCUUUUUCACCCCAAGCCCCCUCACCUGGGACUUUCAGCAGACUGUCCAAGUGAGACCACAGACUGAGGCCCCACUCACAGGAAGUCCCUGUUUUUUAUGGUAUCCCUUCAAAAUAAGAGUUUUAAUCUGUAGAACUUCACUACAUGUUUACGAUGAUCGGACGCUUCCGCUCAUUUGAAGAGCAGACGGGCGGAACCAGACUCCUCAGCUUUGUUUAAAUCCUUUAAACCAGCCGGGUCGUUAGUGGUCUGCUGACGCGGCCUGAGCGAGGGGGCGGGGCUCAGCGGGCCGCUCGCACACUGUAAUCAGGGGUGUGGGGUGUUUGCCAGGAGCACCCCUCCCCGCAGGUGUGGUUCUGUCUGAGCUCGGGCCGUGUCUGUGCAGGUCUGAGCGGCACACCUCAGUGGACGGACCCGGAUCGCCGCCGCGCUUCAGUGGAGCCAGAACCGGCCUGGCUGCUGGCCCGCUGGAGCCUUUUUCACUUUUCUAUCCUCGUUUUUUACUCGUCAUUCCAGCAGCAGCAUGGUUUGAACAGGAAGUGUUUGCAUGCCUGUGGGGGUGGGGGUGGGGGGGUCAGGUCCUCUCGGUUCUGCUCGUCGUCACUCUGCUUUUUUUCUAUCAGCACAUAAAUGUGGUAAAUUAAACGUGCGUGUAAAAGUUGAA